AUGACUGCUAUGCGGUGGGAACGGGCGUGGCGGUUCAGCAUAGUUUUGGCGUUUCUGCUGGUGCGACAUGUAAGUACCACGGCUUUGAGUGUAAGCACGGAGAAACCCUCUACAUCAUACAAAAGCAGCGAUGAUAAGUAUAACUUUGUUGAUGUGGCGCAGCAACAAGGCGAAUUCUUCCAAGGUGAUACCGCUCAGACAACGCGUUACUAUACCUUGGGCGAUGUGGAUGAGAGCUUUUGGUUGGAACACCUAGGAGAUGACUUCAAGAAUGCCAUACACUUGCAGGUGGCCGGUGAAGAGCAAUGUAAUGGUGUCUUUAAUAUGAGCGAAAAUGGAUCCGCUUACAAAGUGCAAGAGGAACCCACAAACGAUCUAGUGCUAGAAAACGAAGUGAGUUUACCCACCCCCGAUGACAUAAAAGUUGAGAAAAAAAGUAAAAGCAAGACGAAAGGCGAAAGUAAGAAGUCAGGAAAGAUGCGGCGAAAAUCGAGACCUGCACCAAAGACUCAGAUCCCGGAAGAAAUUGCUGCAACGCCUAAGAGCGCUACCACAACUGGGGAGACGGGGGGUCUGGUAGAAUCCACUUCAGAAGCAUAUAUUAUUAAUGAGGACCAAAGCUACACCGAAGCCCCGUACAAAGUGGACUUGAAAAAGUAUGCGAAAUUUCAACAUAUUAACUUAAAAUACGAGCCGAAAGCUAAUACAACAACACAAACAAAAAAUAGUACCUUAUUAGAAAACACGGCAACGACGAAUGAGCCGAUUGAGGAGACACCUAUCGUCGUAAAUUUGCCUGAAUCAAAAAAAUUAAUCGAACUGGAAACGAGCGAUACGGCUGUGGUGGUGAAGAUACCGCCGGUAAUCUAUCAUAGUGAGCCUACUGCCUUUGCGGACCCAGACGAUUACACAGACAACAGACAAACAAAUACACACUCAUCAACAGAAACACACGCACACUCACCAACAGAAACACACGCACACUCACAAACAGAAACACAAAGACACACACACCCGCAAACACAAGCCACAUUACCGCACCCAGCAGAGGAGCCAGCACAUACUGACAACAGAGUUGACAAUGUACAGUACACUCAAUAUUCAUACCCACAAAUGACAUAUGAACAACAGCAACACUACCUUCAACAACACCUACAGCAGGCUCAAAAUAAACUCCAAUCACAACAACACCUACAGCAGACAAAUUUCUACCAACCCCACCAGCAAUCACAAUAUCCAGUGCAAAUGCAACAAACACAAUACCAAGAAACAUCACUACACGAUCAGCCAGAGCAGCAUGAAUACCAACAAUACUCAAAGCCAUACAUUUCCUCGAAUUAUUACUAUGGCGGCUCAUCUUCUUACCACAAUAAUGGCAUAUAUCCCACCACACCCACUACGGUCAGCAUUCAUCAUAAGCCCAAUGAACUAGAGUCCAACAGUAAUGGCAAAUAUUAUUAUAUGAUUUCUAAGCGCUCGGUCGGAAUAGAAAAAUCACCAGCAGCGCACGAAGAAGCUAGCGCACCAAAAACUCCACCCAAGCAGGCCACCAGUUCGGAGAAUAGCCGCGUCACCCGUGCAACUGAAGAUCUGUACCAGGAAGGCCUGUGA
Messenger RNA from Rhagoletis zephyria (snowberry fruit fly), 1611 nucleotides. RefSeq names its product Chorion protein c at 7F (gene Cp7Fc). Lineage: Eukaryota; Metazoa; Arthropoda; Insecta; Diptera; Tephritidae. The record is from RefSeq and is a predicted model, not a curated record.